Molecule: messenger RNA, 1568 nt
Organism: Mytilus trossulus (common blue mussel)
Lineage: Eukaryota; Metazoa; Mollusca; Bivalvia; Mytilida; Mytilidae
Product: neuropeptide S receptor-like
Exons: 9
Coding region: 128-1498 (456 amino acids)
Biological process (GO): G protein-coupled receptor signaling pathway; cellular response to hormone stimulus
Cellular component (GO): plasma membrane
Molecular function (GO): vasopressin receptor activity; peptide binding
Source: RefSeq, a predicted model, not a curated record
CUCCAUUACAACGGAGAUCAUUAAAACAUGGCUGAAAGGCACUCGUUAUUGCGGGAAAAUAUAUCUGCUUAUUGGAAAGAAUAGUGGUAUAUUAGAAAACUUGAUUUGUUACUUUCAGCAAAAUAAGAUGAUGUACAAUUCAACAGGGAAUUUCAGUGACAAUUCUACGUCGGAAUAUAAGGCUCCUCUUUUGGCAGUCCACUUCGUAUUAUUUCUUCUUAUUAUCAUUGGAAACUUAUGUGUACUGUCCGCCAUUGCUAUAUCAGGACAAGGACGAAAGACCCGGAUGAAUUUCUUCAUUAUGCACCUUGCAAUAGCAGAUUUAAGUGUUGGACUUUUUUACGUGACAGCAGAGAUUGGACUCGUGGCGUCAAAUUACGAGUGGAUAGCUGGUGCAACAUUCUGUAAAUUACUACAUUAUAUGAAGGAACUAGUUAUAUUUGCCUCUACAUAUAUGCUUGUAUCCUUGAGUAUGGACCGAUUUGAUGCGAUAGCACGUCCAAUGAAAUUUUCACGCAAAGCGUUUCGGGCCAAACUUUUGGUAUGUUUAUCGUGGAUGAUGGCAGCCAUGUUUUCAGUCCCGUCUUUGGUACUGUAUGACGUACGACAACAUCAGGAAGCGUGGAAUCAGACCAUGUGUACUAUACACUUUCAACAGGACUGGAUGUGGCAGCUGUACUUCACGUUGGUAUUCUUAGCCUGCUUUCUGAUUCCUGGUAUUAUCAUAGCCGUUUGUUAUACACUAAUAGCUGUUAUUAUAUGGAAGAAGAGUAAAGCCAUUGAAGAGGGGUCAGAUGCUAUGUGUAGUUUACGAGAUGGACAAGAUUAUAAUCCCUCUGGAUGUGGUGUAGCAGGAAGUGUAAUUCAUCAAGCAAAGAUAAGGACAAUUAAAAUGACAUUCAUGAUUGUUACAGUGUUCAUCAUAUGUUGGUGUCCCUAUUUUAUCAUAUCCCUACUGCAAGUGUAUCAGGUUAUUAACAACGAUACCAUUGAAAAGAAAAUGACAAUAGUCUUCUUCCAAAUGUUCGCACCUCUGAACAGUGCUAUUAAUCCUAUCAUUUAUGGAGUAUUUAGUACAAGAAUAUGUGGUCACUUAAGGCAAGUUCCAAUUAUAAAUCGUAUUAUCGAGCAUCUUCAGUGCUGUACAUUUUAUCGUAAACGUUGGUCCUAUAGACAUAGUCGUAGUGGUUCUGAAUAUGACCAUUCCAAUAACGGUAUAACAACCAAAAAGACUGACAAUGGGGUCACAAAGUCAAAAUGCAUCACGGAAAACGACACGAUUGUAACAUUGCUUCGUUCGAAUAGCGACAAAUCACAGCAACAUGUUUCAUUUACACAACCAGUGACUAACGGAUAUAUCAUGACUCAACAAGCGUCAGCGAAUAAACCAAAAGGUCAUCGACGUCAUUCUGGGUUGCCUUUGGUUAAAAGAAAUAUUACCGAGGAAGAAAACAUAUUAUUAAGAAAUUUGACAAGUAAAUUAAAGAAAAGACAUUGAGGUAUAUAUCGGAUAUUCAAGUUUUUUACUCUUAACUUGCCUGCAAAAUGUAUACAUUAUUCUUUGAUUG